UAAUUACAAAUAAGCAUUGUGCACAACUGUGCACAACUAGAAAUCUAUAUUAUAUAAUAAAAAUAUGUGAAGUUGUUGUAUUUUGGAAGUAUAGAAAGUAGUAAUUAAAGUAAAUUAAAGUAGCAAUUCGCUUUCAGAAAUUUAUCAUGAAAAGCCUGUUGAUUUUUGUUCCUGACAAACUUUAUAAAGAAAAGCCUGGGUACAUGUUUGGCAAAGUGGUAUACGACGACAGCACAGGAGUUAAAAAAUUUUAUGUCAUUGGAAUAUGUAGAACAGAUAAUUUUGAGACAAUAAAACAUGGCACUAGUAUAAUUGGAUAUUAUUCGGCAGCAGAACAUAAACGUGGAUAUGUAGAUAAAAAAUAUGUAGACUGGAUUAAUAUAUAUUCCCAUCCUAACUUUUCUCUUCAUGAAAAUAAUUAUGAUUAUAGUAUAAAGAGCAUAAUUGUAAAUAAUAAAAAAAUGUCAACAUUACAUUGCCAUACAGUUAUUACAGUAUAUGAUCAAGUAGCCCUCAGAGAGACAGAAUUAUUUGGUCAAAGAGCAACGUCAGGAAAUCAUUUUUAUGAAUUAAUGAAAAUUCUGCAGAGCAAACAGGUUGAAGGAGAACUACAAAAGAAGGGAAAAGUUACUUAUAUAAAGGAAACUCUCUUAGUCUAUCAUAUGUUUUUGUAUUUUUAUCCAGUUCUCCUCCUUAGUAAAGUAACAAGCAAAUUAUUACCAAUUCUAAAAUAUUCUUUCCUUGGUUUACACGUUCAUGGAUGGUUGGAAAAUGUUAAAUGGAUGUUAAUUGCUAUAAUAAAGAACAAGAGAUUCACAUUAAAAACUGGCAAUUAUGUUUUUGCACUGAUAAUAGAUAUGUUAUUAGGAAUAUUUAUAUUGCAAUUACUGUUACAUUACUUCGAAUAUACAUCUCCAUCUCAAAUACUUUUGAGCAAUGCAGAGAAAGUUGUGACAUUUUUGAAAGAUUUAAUAAACUGGCUAAUGGGUGUACCAGCUGGCUUAAAAUUAAAUCAUGCCUUGAACAAUAUGCUUGGAAAAUUUUUUCUGUACCACAUACAUUUAUGGUGGAUAUUCUUGAUAACUAUAAAACCUGUAAUGGAUUUUGCUUUUGAAGUAUUAGUAUUAUUUGGAAGACUUGGUAUCACUUUUCAAAUAGCAAUAGCAGCUGAUCUUCUAGGUCUUGUCAGUUUUCAUGCAUACUGUAUUUACGUAUAUGCAGCAAGGCUCUUCAAUAUUCAAUUAAAGGGUAUCACUGCUUUAUUUCGACUCUUCUUGGGUAAGAAAAUGAAUCCACUUAGAGAAAGAGUUGAUUCUUGUCAAUAUCAACCAGAUCAAUUGUUUGUGGGGACCUUAUUAUUCACAAUUUUGUUAUUUCUUAUGCCAACAACAUGGGUGUACUAUGCUGUUUUUACAAUGCUUAGAUUAGCAUUGAUCGGGUUUGGAGGUUUCUUGAGUAGAAUGAAAUUUUAUCUUCAAGUUAUGCCAGUCUAUACACUGUUUAAGUGGUUGUUUCAAUCUCAUAACACACGCAGCAUUGUUAAUAUUAAAGUACAUUCACAUCGUGCAGAGGCACCAAUAGUAUUAAUAAUGACAUUGGUCGGAGCAUCAUGGUGUCAUACAUGGGACAGGUGUAUACCAGACACAAUUGGUCGACAUCCACCAAUCGAAUGGAAGAAGAUAAUAAGUAAUAUAAUAUGGGACUUGAAUAAUAAAAGGAAUUGCAAUACAGAUGCAUCACAAGAGAGUGUUGAUCAAAUGAAGGAAAUCAAUGAACAAAAUAUGAUAUGCAAAAAAAGGAAGCAAAGAAAACAAAAAUCAAGUAACAGCAAUUUAAAUGGUACGCAUAAAGAAACAAUGAAGGAUGAUGAACAAGAAAACAAUUUUGAUGAUAUACAAAAAGAUCAAGAUGAAAUUGAAUCAAGGGAUGAAUUAAUUUCUUCUAAAAAAUUCAGAAGAACAGAUGCUACUAACGCGGAUAAUAAUGUAGAAGAUACAGAAGAAGCUAGCAAAAGCGAGGCAAAGAAACCAAAACAGCCAUCUAAGCGCCAAUUGAAGAGGGAAAAGGCUGAGAAAAAAGAGACUGAAAAGCGGGAGGCUAGCAGACUGGAAGCAAUGAAAAAGGGUUUGAGCUAUGUUUCACAGUGGAAAUAUGCGCAAAGCGAAUGGAAAUUCGAGAAACUGAGACAAAUUUGGUUAAUAGAUAACUUACUAGACGAGACUUCCAUUCCAGAUGACAUUUUCCCUACUGUUUUGGAAUAUUUUGAAGGAUGUAAAGGAAUGGCAAGAGAACAACUUUUAAAAAAAGGUUUAGAUGUUAUAAAGAAGGUAGAAGAAAAUGAAGAAAUGAAAGACGAAAUAGAAUCUGUCGCUUAUCAAAGGGCAAGGAAACUUUUGCAAGCUUUACCUACCGAAACUUAAUUAGUUCAAAAUAUAUUGAAAAAGUGACAUCAUUUUGUUUCAGUACUGAAACUAUAAUGAUCAUUAGAUGUAUUAGCAUGUUAAACAUUAAAUAUUGAACUAAAUUUGAAAAUUUGAUACUUCAUUUGUAAAUUUCUAACUAAUUUUAUUUUAGCAUCAUGUUUAACUGUUAGGAGUUUAAUUGUGAAAAUAUAACCUAAAUUAUGGCAUAUAAUUAUGUGUUGUAUCAUUUGCAAAGCAUACAUCAAUAAAUAUAUAUGUAUGUAUCUGUAUUAAAUAUUUGUAAAUAAUUAAACAAUAAAAUUUAUCUGUUUAUUA
Hylaeus volcanicus is the source of this 2738-nucleotide messenger RNA. RefSeq lists its product as uncharacterized. Gene Ontology annotation, cellular component: membrane; endoplasmic reticulum. Lineage: Eukaryota; Metazoa; Arthropoda; Insecta; Hymenoptera; Colletidae. Gene Ontology annotation, biological process: GPI anchor biosynthetic process. The record is from RefSeq and is a predicted model, not a curated record. The transcript is spliced from 8 exons. Bases 147 to 2420 code for a protein of 757 amino acids.